GGUGGGUGUUGUGGGUUUUACCAAAACAAGCAAAGGAUGAGGUUAUCGUAUGAAUUUUAAUAAUAUUUUGUUUCUUUUUCUAGGUGGGGUUUGAGGAACUUGAGGGAAAGAGAGGUAAGAUGAAUAAGGAAAGGGGUGUCUGUUUGGCCAUUGGAGAGUAGAAAAUAAAGGGAAAGAAGGAAAGAAAGAAGAGAGGAAAUGGAAAAAAAGGCAUUACAAAACAAGGAGGGGACUGUGCAAUAGGAAUCAAUCAAACACAGACAUCCACUGCUUCCAUCUGGGUCGUCUUUAGUCUGCUCACUGUCAUCAGAUUUUUUCCUGCAUCUUUGCCUUGUUUUGCCUCUACAAGAUUUUCUUGAUUUUGCCUAUUUUUUUGGAGAGUUUCAACUGGGUUUCUGGAGAUGGUGAGAGGAAAGACUCAAAUGAGGCGUAUAGAAAACGCCACAAGUCGGCAAGUCACCUUUUCUAAGCGGAGGAAUGGCCUCUUCAAGAAGGCCUUCGAGCUCUCCGUGCUCUGUGAUGCUGAGGUUGCGCUCAUCAUUUUCUCUCCAAGAGGGAAGCUCUAUGAAUUUUCCAGUUCCAGUAUGCAGGAGACAAUAGAACGAUAUCAACGGCACACAAAAGAUGUUCAUACCAACAACUACAAGACUACCGAACAUAACAUGCAGCAUUUGAAGCAUGAAGCAGCAAAUAUGGCAAAGAAGAUAGAGCUUCUUGAAAUUUCCAAACGGAAACUCUUAGGAGAAGGUUUGGGGUCAUGCUCCAUUGAAGAACUACAACAGAUAGAACAACAGUUGGAGCGCAGCGUAAGCAGCAUCCGAGCAAGAAAGAAUCAGGUUUUCAAGGAACAAAUCGAGCAACUGAAAGAAAAGGAGAAAGCCCUAGCAGCUGAAAAUGCAAUGCUGUGUGAAAAGUGUGGGGUGCAACCGUAUCAAGCUCCGAAUCAAGAGAAUGAAACUUUGCCUAGUGCAGAGAGAAGCCAAAAUUCAGAUGUCUCCACUGACUUGUUCAUUGGACUGCCUGAGGGGAGAGCCAAGCGCCUCCUAUUGGGAAACUGAUGAAGGGGUCCAUGCUCAGCAACACUGCUAUAUACUAUGAGUUGCACCAGCGCGAGCAAUGAUUCUAGUAUCAGUCGUAUAGUAAGAGUAAUGUUUUGUCUAUUGAAUACACUCAAUGGUCGGUAUGAUCAGAAGAAUACUUUCUCAGAAAAUUGUAUUAUGAUGUAAAUUGCCCUGCAUUAAAUUUCACAAUGUGCUUUUCUCCUGUAA
Vitis vinifera (wine grape) is the source of this 1268-nucleotide messenger RNA. RefSeq names its product MADS-box protein (gene MADS8). Lineage: Eukaryota; Viridiplantae; Streptophyta; Magnoliopsida; Vitales; Vitaceae. Gene Ontology annotation, biological process: positive regulation of transcription by RNA polymerase II. The transcript has 8 exons. Gene Ontology annotation, cellular component: nucleus. The coding region runs from base 402 to 1058 and encodes 218 amino acids. The record is from RefSeq and is a predicted model, not a curated record. Gene Ontology annotation, molecular function: DNA-binding transcription factor activity, RNA polymerase II-specific; RNA polymerase II cis-regulatory region sequence-specific DNA binding; protein dimerization activity.